Messenger RNA from Triplophysa rosa, 2460 nucleotides. Its product is annotated as glutamate-rich protein 6. NCBI's taxonomy places the organism in Eukaryota, Metazoa, Chordata, Actinopteri, Cypriniformes, Nemacheilidae. Bases 405 to 1835 code for a protein of 476 amino acids. The record is from RefSeq and is a predicted model, not a curated record. The transcript is spliced from 11 exons.
GAGUUAGCAUAUUAAGCCAACCGAUUUCCGUAGCUAAGGGUAAACGGUUUUCUGCUUGUAAACUAUAAAAUUUAUUCGAGAAGGCGUUCAGACAAUCCAUAAUCCUAUGUUGUUUGAGCGCUGACCCUUGACGCUCUCUGACACCAGUUCAGCUCCGCCCACAGAUUCGCGUCACACUGUUUGGCUCUCAGAUAUCCAUGGAUACUGUCAACAUUUCACUGGGUGCAUACCUUAAUAAACUUCUGUGAAACUAUUCAGAGUGAGCCUAAACAUCCCUAUUUGAUUUUAGAAGGGAAACUGUGACUUGGGACCAGGGUAAUAUGUGCUGCAAAAAUGGACAAGAAACUGCAGGUAAAUGUAGAGAUAAAAUGUUCCCAUAAAUAUCUGGGCAAUACACAUGUGAUAUGGAAGAUCAAAGGAACAUCUGCCAGCCAGAUGCUGAGUCUGCAAUGACGGAUUCAGAAGUUGAAGCACUCUUCACUUAUUUUGAUUGUCAGAUGGAGCAAGAGUAUUUUCAAACACUGGAAUCUUCUCCACAUCUCUGUCAUGGGCAUCCAGGCCUGCUGAGAUAUAAAAGAGAGUCUCAGGAGAAAACGUACAGUCCUCAGCCCCAAUCUCUGAAGGACUCACCAGUAUGCUGUCAGUUCUGUGGUUUAAAAGCUUGGCCUCCUCUGGAUCUGGUUUAUGCAGAGAUGCAAGAGGGCUUUUGCUGUGACAAGUACAAAGAGUUGUUUGACUUUGUGGUUCAUGAGAAACAAAUGGCUGUGAAACAUUUUGAGGGAAGGCCAAGCGGACCUGCUCAGCUAGAUGACCUCUUUACCAAUGAGGAUGAAGAGCUUCAAGUUAAAGGACUAGAAAGAGGAAAAAACAGACAUCAACAGAGAGAGGUGGAAAGAUAUGAUAGAGAUCAUUACUCCAAAUUUAUGGCUACAAAAAACAAUACCACACCGGUGUCCCAUACCAAGACUGUCAUCAGUUUCCAGCUCUCUAACUGUGCACCCAAAGAGAAUGUGUGGAGUGUUGACGACUACACGUAUAAGCAGAGAAGCUCUGGCCAGUGGGCGAACAAUGAGCCUUCUACACUGGGGUCAUUUGAGUUUGGUUUAACCCAUCAUCAGAAUAGUUCAAGAUUCCAGGAGAAAAACUAUUCUAACGGCACUAAAUUUCUUACUGUGUUACCAGAUGGUUCUUCACAAGUUUUCUAUCCUUCAGGAAACCUGGCAAUCAUCAUUCUCAAAAGUGAAAAGGAAAGUGUUUGUAUCAUACAUGAUGAUAUCGUAAGUCCCGUUUGUCCAGUCAGAGCCCUUUUUCAGUCCGAUGGCAGAGCCACUUGUUACCAUGGCAACGGCAACAUAUGGUUGAGUAUGGAUGUUUGGGGUGGGCAGAGUCUUGAUGAGAAAGGGAGAAAGGUCCGAACAUGGAGUUGGACAGAUCAUGAUCAAACCCUGACAGUCCUGAGACCGAUCUUUAUGUCACUCAACAGAAACAUAGGUGUUCGCGUUCUUGGGAAACACUUGGUGUUUGUCUCUUUUCUUGCCUUGGGACAACAAGCCAGGUUUAGGGUAGGCAGCUCGUGCACAAAACAUAUCGCACCUCCUCAACCAUUCAUGUGCAAAGAAGAACUAAUGCUUCUCGCAUGCAGAAUUGCCCUGUACAUGGCUUUGACACGGAUGCAGCAGUGUCAGGCCUUCCCAACCAGCUCCACACACCUGCAGGUCAGACCCCCACCCUUCCUCCACUCACUGGUCCGUAGGCUGAGGAGCCUGAGCCAUAGAGUGCAGAUGGAUGAAACAGAGAAGACCUUUAUCAAGCACUGUCUGCAAUCAUGUGCAUAAACUCAUAAUAUCAUGAGCACUAUAUAUGCUACGCUAACCAUUAACUUUUGAGUUUACUAUCAAAAGUAAUUAUAAAAUGCAGUUAAGCCUAUCUUCACAAUCAGACAUUAAGUGUAGGCCUGAACUAGUUUCUUUGAGAAUUGCUGUUGUUUAAUAUAGACCAAUAGGAAUCUGACCCAAGUUAAAGGAACUGGCCAUAAGGAUUUAUCGUUUAGCCGUUUAUUACUUGUAAUCUGACAAUUUUACAUGCAGUGUUGACAUUACAAGUAUUGCUUUUGUUUUAAUUAUAGAUAAACAAAGUGUGAUGCAAAGAUGGAAAAUAUUUCAGUAUUCAUUUCAAUGUAAAAAAAUCUCUAAAUAGGAAGGCAUGUGAAUUCUUGUGCAUUUGAAUAAAUCAAAUGAACUAUUCAGUGAAAUUUCGACUUCAGUAGAUAUACUUACUUUAAAAUAUGCCAAAUAAGAAGAAUUUUAAAGACUACAAAUCCACGAUAAGAUUCUUAGAUGUAAGGAUAAGAUUAGACUUUUCACCUGAAGUGAUCUGUGUAAGAACAGACUAAACCUGGUUCAAAACUAGGCUACUGAUGUUCCAUAACCAAAGGAUGAACUAGUUGUAUAUUUAGUACAA